Anopheles nili is the source of this 1413-nucleotide messenger RNA. RefSeq names its product facilitated trehalose transporter Tret1-like. Gene Ontology annotation, cellular component: membrane. Gene Ontology annotation, molecular function: transmembrane transporter activity. Gene Ontology annotation, biological process: transmembrane transport. The record is from RefSeq and is a predicted model, not a curated record. The transcript has 2 exons. Bases 1 to 1413 code for a protein of 470 amino acids. Lineage: Eukaryota; Metazoa; Arthropoda; Insecta; Diptera; Culicidae.
AUGCAUUGGCGCUACUGUGAACUUCUGGCUGGUGCCGCAGCGAACCUAGCGACGGUGUCCGUAGGCUGCGGGAUAGCGUGGACAUCGCCGGUGUUCCAAAAGCUGUCCGAUCCAUCUCUAAAAGACAACCCGUUCCAGGUCGUGCUGUCAGAACGAGAUCAGCUGUGGGCUGAAUCAGCACUAACGAUCGGUGGAUUCGGUGGACCACUGUUGGCUUGUUGGAUCGCACGUCACAAAGGACCCCGGUUGGCGCUGUUACUGAGCAGUGUGCUGUACAUCGCCGCUUCGUUGUUGCUCAUGAUCAGCGGUUCAAUUUCACUGCUGAUCGUCGCUCGAUCGGUAGUUGGAUUGGCCAACGGGUACGUGCUGUUAGCUGUCACACUGUACAUCGGUGAGAUCGCGAGUGAUCCGUACCGGGGAACGCUCGGAUGCUUCAUCCAGAUUGGCAUCACCGUAGGCAUUCUGCUCGUGUACUGUACCGGUCCGUUUGUGAGCUAUCUGGCGUUGCAGGCUGUGUGUUGUGUCGUGCCGAUCCUGUUCGGAACGUUGUUCCUUUACAUGCCCGAGACACCGCACUACCUCGUGCAGAAUGGACACCUCCAGCGUGCCGUGGAAACGCUCGUGUUCUUGCGAGGUGCUCACAACGUGCAAGAAGUCCAACUCGAACUGGACGAGAUCAAACGGUACGUCCAAGGUCGCACCGGUCAGGAUGACGCUCCAGUUCCAGCCUGGCAACACCUGCGCCGUUUGCUAACGGUCAAAUCUAACCGUAAAGCACUGCUGAUCGCACUUGGAUUGGUGCUGUUCCAGCAGUGGACUGGUAUCGACAGUAUCCUUGCGAACGGAGAGCGUCUGUUCGCCGAAGCUCGGGCAUCUCUUGGAUCCAUCAACGCCACCAUCGUGCUAGGUGUGCUGCAGUUCCUCGCAAGCUGCGUGACACCAUUGUUCAUCGAUCGUACCGGGAGACGUCCAAUCUUGCUCGCGUCCGCCAUCGGAAUGGGUCUCAUGAUGGCGGCUCUCGGGACGUACUUCCUGCUCGUGCGUCAUUAUGCUACGGUUUCACUGGGACCACUACGGUGGAUCCCUCUCGUGGCCGUUGUUGGAUUCGUGACACUGUUCAACGCCGGUUUCGGGCCCGUCGCAUGGGCCAUCGUGAUGGAGAUCUUCGCUCAUGAGCUUAAACCAUUCGGACUGACGGUGUGCGUACUCGCAUCGGUUUUGUUCGAUUGCGCCAUCCAGCGGAUGCUUGCGGUACUAAUCGUGUCAGCUGGGUUCGAUUGGGCGUUCUGGACGUUGGCGGGCGUUUGUGUCGCUGGUGGCGUUUUCGGUUGGUGCGUUGUCAUUGAAACGCGAGCCCUUAACCUGCUCGAGAUCCAACAGCGGUUAGCCGGGGUCAAGGUGGUACGAUUAUGA